GAUCGCCUGGGUGGACCCCGUACACCGGCAGGAAGCAGGCUAAGAUGGCGGCAGCAGAGGUGGCUGAUGGCGACGAUUCACUGUACCCGAUCGCAGUUUUAAUAGACGAGCUGCGGAAUGAAGACGUGCAGCUGCGAUUGAACAGUAUUAAGAAACUGUCGACGAUUGCUUUGGCUUUAGGAGUUGAAAGGACUCGGAGUGAGCUGCUUCCAUUCUUGACUGAUACCAUUUACGAUGAAGAUGAAGUGCUGUUGGCCUUGGCAGAGCAACUCGGAAGCUUUACCGUUCUUGUUGGGGGACCAGAAUAUGUUCAUUGUUUGCUGCCUCCCUUGGAAAGUCUUGCUACUGUGGAAGAGACUGUCGUACGUGAUAAGGCUGUUGAUUCAUUGCGAGCAAUUUCCCAUGAACAUUCUCCUACAGACCUAGAAGUCCACUUUGUGCCUCUGGUCAAGCGUUUGGCUUGUGGUGACUGGUUCACAUCAAGGACUUCAGCUUGUGGUCUGUUCAGUGUCUGUUACCCUCGGGUAUCCAGUUCUGUGAAAAUGGAACUGCGCCAACAUUUCCGUAGUCUCUGCUCUGAUGAUACGCCAAUGGUUCGAAGAGCUGCUGCUUCAAAGCUGGGUGAAUUUGCAAAAGUUCUUGAGCUGGAAUUUUUAAAAAAUGACAUUAUUCCCCUCUUCACGUCUUUGGCUUCUGAUGAGCAGGAUUCGGUGAGGUUGUUGGCAGUAGAGGCUUGUGUGAGCAUUGCUCAACUACUACCACAGGAAGAUCUAGAAGCCCUGGUGAUGCCUACACUACGGCAAGCGGUAGAGGACAAAUCAUGGCGUGUUCGUUAUAUGGUGGCAGACAAAUUUUCUGAACUUCAGAAAGCAGUGGGCCCUGAAAUUACAGAAAAUGACCUGGUCCCAGCUUUCCAGAACCUGCUGAAAGAUUGUGAGGCUGAGGUCCGUGCAGCUGGAGCCAACAAAGUUAAAGAUUUUUGUGAAAACCUGCCAGCAGAUUGCAGAGAGACGGUCAUAAUGAACCACAUCUUGCCAUAUGUAAAGGAGCUUGUAUCUGAUACUAAUCAACAUGUGAAGUCAGCUUUGGCCUCAGUAAUUAUGGGCCUCUCCACCAUCUUGGGCAAGGACAGCACAGUUGAACACUUGCUUCCACUGUUUUUAGCUCAACUCAAAGAUGAGUGUCCUGAAGUUCGUUUGAAUAUCAUCUCCAAUCUGGACUGUGUGAAUGAAGUAAUAGGAAUUCGCCAGCUAUCUCAAUCCCUUCUGCCAGCCAUUGUGGAGUUAGCAGAAGAUGCCAAGUGGAGGGUACGCCUGGCAAUAAUAGAGUAUAUGCCUCUGCUUGCAGGACAGUUGGGAGUUGAGUUUUUUGAUGAGAAGUUGAACUCCUUAUGCAUGACAUGGCUGGUGGAUCAUGUAUAUGCCAUUCGAGAGGCUGCUACAAACAACUUGACAAAACUGGUGGAAAAGUUUGGAAAAGAGUGGGCAGAGUCUACUAUUGUGCCUAAGGUCCUUGCCAUGGCUAGUGAUCCUAACUACCUUCAUAGAAUGACUACACUGUUCUGCAUUAAUGUACUGUCUGAAGCCUGUGGCCAGGAUAUUACUGCAAAGCAGAUGUUGCCGACGGUUUUACAAAUGGCGGGUGAUCAGGUGGCAAAUGUUCGCUUCAAUGUGGCUAAAUCACUGCAGAAAAUAGGACCGGUUUUAGACGCCAACACUUUACAAAGCGAAGUCAAACCAAUAUUGGAGAAACUGAGUCAAGACCAAGACAUGGACGUAAAGUACUUUGCGCAGGAAGCUAUAACUGUUCUUGCUUUGGCGUAGAAAGAGUAAAAUUCAGAAGUUCUCUCUCCAUACUUGCAGUAAGAUCCUCCCAUUGGUGCUGACGCCGAUGAAAACGUGUGUGUUCCACUAUUCCUUAAAAAAAAGCCCUGGAAAAUGUAAAUGUAUUAUUGUCAGAGUCGCUGAAUUUUGGCUGCAUCGGGGACUCUAGUUUCUGCAAUUUGCUGUCUAAAUUUAGCUUGAGUGAUUGUAAUUGUGAGCUACAUUUAUUUAUUUUCAUUGGUUGUAGUGUAUCCAGUGACAUCAAGUAUCUAAACAGUUUAGUUGUUGACUACAAAAAAAAAUGGAAGUGAGAUUGUUUGAGGUUCUUACUUAAAUAAUUCCUUAAUAAUCACUACUGUACCAAAAUUCAAUUGUUUUCAACAGUUGCCAUCAUGUUAUCCACUCAUCACAAAAAACUUGUACAUCCUAAUGGCAAAUAUAAACUUUAAUCAUAAAACUGAAGAUGCUCGAAAUGUACUGCAAGUCUGUUGCCUGAAUAAGAAAGGUAAAUUAGCGUUUUGGAUCAGGAGUCCUAAUGAAGGAUUCCAUCUAAAAUAUUAAGCGAUUUUUCAUCUUUGAAUGACAUGCUCUAUAUUCCCCCCAACUUUACCUUUAUCCAUCAUUGCUGACUUACCUAGUGUUAUCACAGUUAUUUUUUCAAUUGGAGGUGCCCUAUUCAAAAGGAUGGCCAUAUAGGUAAGAAAUUGCUGUGAUCCCAAUGACAUUAAUGCUGAAUUAGCAAGUUAAUUUCAGUGACUACGAUGGUGCCAACAGAUAUUGUGAGUUAAGUAAUUUUAUUAUGUUUCCCCUGUUAGACUGUAUUGCAUUGCAUUUUAUUACUUUCGUAGAUUUUCUAACUUGAGGAUGUGUCUCAAAACAGAGUACAAGAAAUCGUGUCAUUCCAAUCGAUGGGGGCUAAGCUGAGCUUUGCAAGCUGUCAAUACCGCAAAUUGUGUAUUUUUACAGUUGAAAGUUGUGUUCAACAUUAGUCUUUGUGAACAAUUUUAGAUCAUGAUAGAUGGAAUUUAACUCUUGCCAGUUACUGUUUUUUUCCUCCUCUUUGUACAAUACACUAUGUUGCUUGUCACCCGAAUAAAGUGGAAAAAGGCCAA
This is a messenger RNA of Hemiscyllium ocellatum (epaulette shark), 2935 nucleotides long. It is a transcript of the gene ppp2r1ba, whose product is annotated as protein phosphatase 2, regulatory subunit A, beta a. The record is from RefSeq and is a predicted model, not a curated record. Gene Ontology annotation, molecular function: protein binding; protein phosphatase regulator activity. The transcript has 15 exons. Gene Ontology annotation, biological process: protein dephosphorylation. Gene Ontology annotation, cellular component: cytoplasm; protein phosphatase type 2A complex. NCBI's taxonomy places the organism in Eukaryota, Metazoa, Chordata, Chondrichthyes, Orectolobiformes, Hemiscylliidae. The coding region runs from base 45 to 1823 and encodes 592 amino acids.